GGCAAACCCAAAUCCAAUACCGGAUGUGCAUCAUCGACGAGCGACGGGGCCAUCUUGACGCAGUCGACACGCUAGUGUUGUUAGCUUGUGCAUGUCGCUUUUGAGUUUCACCCAGUAAUACAACAAUAAUUAUUCAUCAUGGCUAUGCAAGCAGCGAAACGCGCGAACAUACGACUUCCUCCAGAGGUCAACAGAAUUCUUUACAUCAGGAACCUUCCCUAUAAGAUCACAGCGGAGGAAAUGUACGAUAUCUUUGGAAAAUAUGGGCCGAUACGUCAAAUCAGAACCGGUAACACACCAGAAACAAGAGGAACAGCCUAUGUUGUUUAUGAAGACAUUUUUGAUGCCAAGAAUGCUUGCGAUCACCUGUCAGGCUUCAACGUCUGCAACCGCUACCUCGUGGUUCUCUAUUACAACGCAAACAGGGCAUUCCAGAAAAUGGACACAAAAAAGAAAGAGGAACAGUUGAAGCUCUUAAAAGAGAAAUAUGGCAUCAACACAGAUCCCCCAAAGUAGAAUUAUGAAAACAUCUCUUCCUCUUUUUUUGUUCUGUUGUCUUCACGAGCAAUGUUUUGUUUUUUUUGGGGGGGGGGGUGGUAAGUACUUCUACGUCCUUGCAAAUGGACAUCUAUUUUAAAAACAUAUAUUCUGUUAAUUUGAUUUCACUUACAAUUAAACAUGCAAGUGUCAAGGUUGGAGUUGUUGGAAUGGAAAUAAUGUGUGGGCAUGAUAUUUUGCUUCAUGUGACUUGUUUUUAUUUGUAUUUAGAUUUUCUUUUUUGCAGCAUUACAACCUGAAUGUUUCCUCUCUUUUUUUCAGCAAUAUUUGACUUUAAAUUAGAUUUCCUAAAAAUAAUGUUGCGCUGUUUGUAAAAUAAAUGUUUUUUUUUUCAGUCUUAAUGCUGUUGUUUACUUCCCCAUGUACACAUUCUAGGUACUAAAGACCGACUUUUUUAUGAACCACCCACAUCGGUGUUUGAUUUGAUGCCAAGUCUAACGACCAUGCAUCCGUUUUCCCAAUUGAUACUAGAAUAGAACAGUGGGUGGAAUUAUUUUCUGAAAUGUCAUAGCUGUAAAUUACAACAUAUUUUUUUCAAGCUUCUGAAGGUCAAACUACAUCACAAAAGAAUGACAAUAUAUAUUUUAAACGAUGUUCUCGAACAAAAUUAAACCAUUUUUAAAAUCGGCAUCCAUACAUUUGGAGGCACUCUGAUGAGAAUUCUUCCCGGCAUGUCAAUGAGUCUGCCCCGUUGUCUGUCGUCGUGUUGAAGCAAAGAGAGGCGAAAGAGCCCAUCAAGUUCCUUUUUAUUAGAUUAAAUCACAACACAGGGUGUAGUGCAGCCAUGUCGUCAGGAACACAAUACAUGCUACAAAAGAAUCCUUGUACACACACUUGCCCGUUGCUUAUAUUUGGCAUCUUGAUGAACAGACAUGGAGUUAGAAACAUUCUUCCACCCCAACAACAAAAAAACUUGGGGGGAGGGGGGGAAGAAGACUGCUGCUGAGAAACACUGCUGUGCGGGACACGUUUUGCUGAUGAAACCCUCGGCUGCGUGAAGUUAAAGCGGGCGGUGAAGUGGGCAGGGUGGACUUAUUCACUGAGAGGUCACUGACCUUUGCGACACGGGUUACUUUGCAUUCACAAAAUGAAAGCGGCAUAGGGGUAUUAAAAAAGUACAAAACGGUUGACUUUUGACAGUGUCUAAAUUGUUUAACGCGGCUCUACUUUAAGGGCUGACCUUUUCCGACUGUUUCAAUGAAACUCACUUGUUAGCACUCCGACUCAGGGGGGGGGGAAAACUAGGAGUGGAAAUGCAGACCUAAUUCUCUUCUACUUAUUUGUAGUGAUAUGCAACCUGCAAGGUCUUGAUGCUAAUGAAGUUGGAACUAAUGCUUGGAACGACUGAUGGGCAAAAUAAGCAAUUAAUGGAUUAUUAAAAUGGGGAAGAACACAGUGAUGCGGGAUUGAAUGUUAGUUUUGGCCAUCUUGUGAUGUUAAUAUUGAAAAUUGAAUCAAUUAACUGAUUGAUCCUUGAUUAAGGAAGUUUUGGGGUGAACUCACACUUGGCCGUGUCAUUCAUUUCUCCCUUCAAGUCUCCUCAAAUCAAUGGCAUGCAAUUUUCUAAUGGUUUGUUUUGAUGCUCAAGGUCAGGUUCUUGGCGACAUCUACUCCAGCUACCCUACAAGGACGCAUGCACCCAUGGUUGAAAGUAGUCGGGGGGGCUGGGGG
Hippocampus zosterae (dwarf seahorse) is the source of this 2229-nucleotide messenger RNA. RefSeq names its product splicing factor 3b, subunit 6 (gene sf3b6). The record is from RefSeq and is a predicted model, not a curated record. The transcript is spliced from 4 exons. Gene Ontology annotation, cellular component: cytoplasm; nucleus; ribonucleoprotein complex. Gene Ontology annotation, molecular function: mRNA binding. NCBI's taxonomy places the organism in Eukaryota, Metazoa, Chordata, Actinopteri, Syngnathiformes, Syngnathidae. Bases 139 to 516 code for a protein of 125 amino acids.